AUGGGGGCGCGGGCGGGCACGGCGCUGCGGGCGGCACUGGCGCUGGCGCUGCUGACUGCCGCUCGGCUCGGACCGGCAGGGAGGCGGCGCCGGCAGGCGGAGCUGUUCCUGGAGAAAUAUGGAUACUUCAACCAGCUGGGACCUGGCACACACAGCCCUGCCGAGUUCACCCAGGCCCUGAGGGCUUUCCAGCAGGUCACUCACCUCCGGCCCAGCGGGGUCCUGGACGGCCCCACGCUCCGUCAGAUGGCGCUGCCACGAUGCGGCACAGGCGAUGGGGAGGGUCCCGGUGCCCGGGCACGGCCGGCAGCCUCCGCCCCGCGCCGCAGGCGCACCGCGCAGCACGGCGGGCGGUGGCACAAGCGGCAGCUGAGCUACCGCGUGGUGAACUGGCCGCCGUACCUGCCGCCGCACGGGGUGCGCCUGGCCGUCCGCGCUGCCUUCCAGCUCUGGAGCAACGUCUCGGCACUGCUCUUCUGGGAGGUGUGGGACGGCCCCGCCGACAUCCGCCUCACCUUCUUCCACGGCGACCACAACGACGGCCUCGGCAACGCCUUCGAUGGACCAGGAGGUGCCCUGGCUCACGCCUUCUUCCCGCGGCGGGGGGAAGCUCACUUCGACAGCGCCGAGCGCUGGUCGCUGCGCAGCGGCAAAGGACGCAACCUCUUCGUGGUGGUGGCACACGAGGUGGGGCACACCCUGGGGCUCCAGCACUCCCCUGCCAAGCGUGCCCUCAUGUCCCCCUACUACAAGAAGCUGGGCAAGGAUUUCGUGCUCAGCUGGGAUGACAUCUUGGCCGUCCAGAACUUGUAUGGGAAGCCCUCCAAGGGCUCAGCCAUCCAGCUCCCAGGAAAGGUCUUCACUCACUUCCAGGACUGGAGCUCAGAUCCUUACAGCAUGGACCAGCAGCAGAGGAGCCUCAGUGCCUAUUACUGCCACUCCUUCUUUGAUGCCAUAACUGCUGAUGCAGAUCACACUCUCUACAUCUUCAAGGGCAGCCACUUCUGGGUGGUGCCAGCGAGCGGCAAUGCCAGCGAGCCGCAGCCCCUGGCGAGCCGCUGGCCUGGCCUCCCCUCCAGCAUCGAUGCCACUGCCUGCUCCCAGCUCAGUGGCAAGUUCUACUUCUUCAAAGGUGGCCGCUGCUGGUGCUACCGAGGCUCCGCGCUGCAGGCAGGCUUCCCGCGGCAGUGCAGCGCCCGCGGGCUCCCGCGGCACCCCGACACCGCCCUCCACUUCCACCACCUGCGCCGCUUGGUCCUCUUCAAGGGCUCCAAGUACUUCGUGGCGAGCGAGGAGACCCUCAGCCUGGAGCCCUACUACCCCCGCAGCCUGCGGGACUGGCGGGGCGUGCCCCCUGGCACCGUGGGCGCCCUCACCCACCGCGACGGCUUCGUCUACUUCUUCCGGGACGAGCAGUACUGGCAGUUUGACCAGGCAAAGCUGCGGGUGCUGGCCGCUGGCAAAUGGGCUGCCCAGCUGCCCUGGAUGGGCUGCCAGGAUGCCAACGCUGGGCAGGUCCUCUUCUGAACGGAGCGUGCUGGGAGGGCGGGGGCUGAACCCCACCUCGCCGCCCAGACUCCUGCACAGGCUCUGGAUCCUGCCUGGGUGGUGGUCAGCAGGGACCUGAAUGUUGGAGCUGUGGUUGGUGGAGCAAUGCCCUGGUACAGCAGGGGUGCGGUGGGACACGGCAGCUGCCGGCCCAGCUGCCUCCUGCUCGGGCAGGCAAAGAGCACAAAGGCUGCUGUAAGCCAUGAGGAGGACACGCUCCCCUCCCUGCUCUUUAACCUCAGGAGAUGGCCACACAGCUUCUUCCAGCCUGGGACUGAGCUUUGUGAGGGCUUCAGCUGCUGAGCUCCUGCCACCAGGCAGAGAAGUGCCUUGGUUUGUGCCUUGGGUGGUUUUGAAUCAUGGAAGAGAAUCAUGCAAUUGUUGUGGCUGGAAGAGACUUUCAAGGUCAUUGAAGCCAGCACUGCCAGGGCACCACUCAACCAUGGCCCUCAGCACCACAUCUGCACGGCUUUGAAACCCCCUCCAGGGAUGGGGACCCCACCACUGCCCUGGGCAGCCUGAGCCGGGCUGUGACAGCCCUCAAGAGGAAGAAAUAGUUCCUCGUGGCCAAGCUAAAUCUCCCCUGGGGCAACCUGAAGCUAUUUCCUCCUGUCCUGUCACUUGUUCCUUGGGAGCAGAGCCCAACCCCUGCUUGGCUCCAGCCUCCUCUCAGGGAGCUGUAGAGAGCAAUGAGGUCUGCCCUCAGCCUUCUUUUCUUCAGGCUGAACAACCCCAGGUCCCUCAGGUUCUCCUCCCUAGCCCUGUUCUGCAGACCUUUCAUCACCCAGCACCUUCUUUGCCUCUCUCUGGAUACACUUCAGCCCCUCGAUGUCCUCCUUGGAGUGAGAAGUGCAAAGCUGAACCCAGGAUUUGAGAUGUGGCCUCACCAGUGCUGAGUUCAGGAGGACAAUCACUUCCCUACUCCUGCUGAUCCAGACCAGGCUUCUGAUGGCCUUCUUGGCCACCUGGGCACAGGACUGAGAAUGUUUCCUGGUUAAAACAAAAAGAUAAGAGACAUUUGGACAAAACCACAGGUCCCUGCUGAGCUUUGCCCCCACUGUGUGUACAGAGCUCCUGCUCCUGCCUCCUCCCCUGUCCCAUGCAGAGGUGGUUGACACAGGGGGGACUCCGUCCCCUGCAGGUGCUUUGUUGGGCUUCAUUCUCAUCCCAGCUCUCUGGUGAGGCCCCAGCUGGAGACACCAACCCCAUGGGAUCUAGGGGGGGAAGCAGAAGGGUUUGGUGCUGGAGCCCUUUUGGGGUGAAGGGCUUGGGCAGGCAGAGCUGUGGGGUUACGCUGGGCAGCUGGAGGGCAGCAGGAGCACUGCAGCUUGGCUUGCUGCUGGCUUUGGGAAGGCUGGGGAGGGCUGCUUCGGGGGCUCAUAAGGGUCCUGCUCACCUGCCCACCUUUCCUGGGUGCAGAGCAAGUGUCUGUCCUCUGCUCUGGCUCUGCAAGAGAAGAGAUCAACACAUUUUGGUGUCCUGUGCCACAUUUUGGUGUCCCGUGUCACAUUUUGGAGUCCUGUGCCACAUUUUGGAGUCCUGUGCCACAUUUUUGGAGUCCUGUGCCCCAUUUUGGUGUCCUGUGCCACAUUUUGGUGUCCUGUGCCACAUUUUGGAGUCGGAUGAACAGGUUUGACAGAGCAGUGGGGGAGGUGGGGAAGAGGAGAGGGUGACAGGAGAGGCAGACGUGUCCAUGCAUGCAGGCUCCCCAGGACAGCUCUGCUGCAUGCUCCUCAUUCCAUUCCCCCGGGCAGGCUCCCUACCUGGAAACGCUGCUGCCUGCUCUGCACCCAGCCCCCACCAGGCUCUGCCAGCAGCGGCAGCUCCCUGAGGUUGCUGCUGCCCAGGACAGGGCUCAGCCUUCUCAAAACGCCUCCACUGGAGAGCUGUAAGGGGGGAGCUGGGGGGGCUACUGCUUUGCUGCUGGCUCCCUCAGCACCCGGAACCCCGCAGCGGGCACUGGCAGCUUUGGCACUGGGCUGUGGCUGGUUCCUGCCACGCUGGAGGGCUGUGCCAGGAGCCACCAGGAGCAGCUGUGUGCGUUGGCCACGAGGUCUGGGAGUCAGCCCUUGCUGCAGCAGCUCAGGCUUGGGGACUCCUGCUGCUCACGGCUCGGAAUCUCAGGGGACUUGCACUGUUACCAAAGAGACCAGGCCACCCCCUCUGUGCUUGGAAGUGAGGGGCAAGAUGGUGACAAGUCCUGAGGGCUUGGAUACCCGAGGGCAAAUAAAAGGAGCCUCUGGAGAA
Molecule: messenger RNA, 3795 nt
Organism: Pogoniulus pusillus (Red-fronted tinkerbird)
Lineage: Eukaryota; Metazoa; Chordata; Aves; Piciformes; Lybiidae
Gene: MMP28
Product: matrix metallopeptidase 28
Exons: 8
Coding region: 1-1527 (508 amino acids)
Biological process (GO): extracellular matrix organization; proteolysis; collagen catabolic process
Cellular component (GO): extracellular matrix
Molecular function (GO): metalloendopeptidase activity; zinc ion binding
Source: RefSeq, a predicted model, not a curated record